This is a messenger RNA of Trypanosoma rangeli, 299 nucleotides long. RefSeq lists its product as uncharacterized. The record is from RefSeq and is a predicted model, not a curated record. The annotation marks the transcript as partial. The transcript has a single exon. Lineage: Eukaryota; Euglenozoa; Kinetoplastea; Trypanosomatida; Trypanosomatidae.
AUGCGGCGUGUCUCACUUCGAGUGUGUGGGGCACCACCCAUCGCAGCCUGCCGUGGGGCGGGGUGCGGAUCGGUGAGGGGAAAUAUGCAGCAGGAGCAGACCGUGCGGUGGACGUGGAUCUGCCCCGCCCUUCGCGUUGCAGCUGUGCGGCUGGCUUCUCCUCCGCGUGCCUGUCUCUCUCGCACGGUGGGUGCGUCGUGCUUUGCCUGCGGUGUGUGUGCGGAGCUUUUUUGUUGCUCUUCACCCACGCACGUGCGCGCGUGUUUUGAAGCGGAUAAUAAAUGGGGUGUGCGGGGGUU